This is a messenger RNA of Pomacea canaliculata, 2551 nucleotides long. RefSeq lists its product as uncharacterized. The transcript is spliced from 2 exons. The record is from RefSeq and is a predicted model, not a curated record. Bases 265 to 1233 code for a protein of 322 amino acids. NCBI's taxonomy places the organism in Eukaryota, Metazoa, Mollusca, Gastropoda, Architaenioglossa, Ampullariidae.
AUAAAGCCGACAGGAGACGAUGUUACGAGCAUUUGGACGAGUUUCUUAGCGAAAGCCGCCUGCCCGUCUUGUCUGAAAUUCAGUGAAGCUGAGAGACGAAGGAACAGUUAACCGACAGCAGCAGAAACAUCUGUUCACAGAUACGUGAUCACGUGACACAGCUCCUCAAGACGUGUGGUGGCCUCUCGGGGACAAACAUCUUCCACUGCGAGUUAAUCUUUGAGGAAGUGUCCUCUGAGUGCUGAGCCUGGUUGUCUGUCUACCAUGAGCCUGUCUCGAGCUCCACGUUGGUCGCUGCAGGUGGUUGUCGUCUGUCUAGUCAUGAUGACUGGCUGCUUCAGUACCGACAUCAACCGUGUGCUGACACCCACGACGACCAACUCGGAGCUUCUGAUGCAAAAUGUCACCAUGGUGAUAAACUGUACAAACGAUGACGUGCCUCCUGGCCUCCGGAACAACAAGCACGUGCUCUUCUAUCUACAUUCCUGCGGUACGAAUGUGAAUUCUCUCUGUCCAGAAGACAAAGAGAACUCCAACGUCCUGGGUAUACUGGGAGAGCAAAUCAACAUGACCAGCGGCAGACCUAACCACUGGGGGUGGGUGGCAAAGGAGGGGUUCCCGCACUACAUGCUCGUGCAUCUCACCCUGCCCCUGGCUGAGAUCGCGCACUGCUUCAGCUGUCACAAGCUGUACAACUACCCAUUUCCUGCUGACGCGGAGUGGUACAACACCAGCGAUGUGUGCGUGAGUCAUGGUCGCGACCCUCUACAACUGUCGGGUCGAAUCUCGAGUCGCGCGCUCUCCAUAACUCUUUCUAACCCCAAGCAAGUCGUCUUCCUCGAGCGCCCCAAUGGCGAGUGCUCAGUGGAAAGAUCGGUCCAACAGAACACUGUGCUUUUGGUGGUAGUCAUCGUCUUCAUUGUUGUCAUCGCCGUUGGCAUCGUCGCUGGCGUCGUUUACAGGGUAUGCUGGAGAAAAAGGACACGACGAAGUCCGAGUGCCAGGGUCACUCGAGUGCCACUAUACGACACGGAAUCUCAACUGCGUCGCGGCGACACGGAAGAUGGAAAAUCCAUCAACGAAAUGGAAAGUCAGCGACCCGUGCUUGAGACGAUCGAGGAGGAGGAGGAGGACAACAGACGGAACACCUUCUUUUCCUUGCACGGAGAACCGAUUCUGGAUGACAGCAUACGUUACAGUGUGAGACUGUCUGGACUUCCGGAGACAGGAUAACCAUGGCACCCGUCUACACUGGUGUACGUGACGCCAGUUCUCGAGGGAAUACGACGAAAGUCAAGAAAGUCCCGCCUGGACAGAAAUAAAGUCCAAUCGCCAGUGACGAGCAAAGAUGUUCCAGUCGUCGGUGACGACGUGUUCUGAGGACUGUCUAUGAUCGUCAGCAGGUCUGGGGGGUGCAGUGACCUCCAGCGAGUACCCGUGCACCCUAGCACACUCGCCACAGGGGUCAGCAUCUGACGACCACGACCUCGCCAUCGAGUGCGGAUGGUGACGUAUUUGCUCCCACAAUAGUCCUUCACACCACGUGAUGUCACGUGCUUACAAACGCCAGGUAGCAAAACACGUACCCAAGUUGCUGUAUGAAUAAGCUCUAGAAUUUCUGGGUUUUCGCUUUUGUUUAAUUUGCUGGCCUCGUUAGCAUGUGGAGUGUAGAACUAACAAAUUCAUUGCCAAAGGAAAAGUUGAAAAAAACUUUGUUUACGACCUGCACGAAAAAUUGCACAAUAACAUUUUGCUCCAUUCCAUCUGUUGACAUAGAGCACACUGUGGAUAUGUAAGAUAUGUUUAGACGAUAGACUAUAGACUGCUUUUGGGUCAGUGCCUUGUUUAAGCUCACCUCUCAUUUAUUCUUCAUCUUUAGUUUGUAAAUGUCUACAUGACCUGAGAUCGGAUGGCUGAUGGCGGAGUUUAGGAAGGUGAGCAGACUUUUAUUUCGGCAAAUGCCUCUGACAUUUUAUAUCAAUUUUUAAAAUCGAAAUCACACUGUUUCUUCGCCAAUGAAGUCACUAGGAGGAACUGUUGAAGUAUUUUUAUCUUGCAGAUGACAUCGUCUGCAAAUACCACUAGCACACUUGGCAAAGCAGUGUCAAGUGAAGGAGGUAGUACGAAAAUUAAAAAUUAAAUGUUGCUCCCGGUGCCCUCCACACUACGUGAAGUCACGUGCUGACUAACGUCCGCACGCCGGGCAUCGGGGGAAUGAAUGGAUGAGAUAAUGUUGUUCUCGGUUUGUAAAUCGCUGUUGUCAAGACGGCAUGUACAGUUUCUCCAGUAUAGCAACACCAACUUUGUAUAGCUAUGUAAGAACUGUACUAAACAACAAAUGUACAUAGGUAGGUAGUCCUAGGAGCUCACUUAACAUUGGCAGCUGCAGACUUUCAUUACACGUGUCACAAACGGUGAUAAAGUUGCAGUGAAAGUCAUCGAUGUACAUAUGUUCUUACAAUCUAUUCAUAUUUCCCGAAUCUUAUCUUUAAAUGUUUUCUUUGUGGAUCUGUGCAAUGUAAAUAUGAAUAAAUGAUUUAAUCACAUGAUC